UCUGGCCAUUUUACAAGGCUGCACCAGGUGGGGGCGUGGCUAAAUGUCGUGGGUGUGGAUGGAAAGGGUCAGUUUCAAGGUGUACAAUUGUUGACUGAAACAAAGACCUCAGCCACGACAACCAUAAAGUUUUCACACCUUUUAACCACAGGAUUUGAGUCAUUGAAGGAAUUUACCAAAGGGACCGUUGCUACUUUUGAUCAACAUUUGAAUGAAUCUCCCUCACGCGUUGAUUUGAAACUUCUUGGACCCCAGGGAGGGAGGACUAUAGUCCCGUGCAUUUAAAGUGUCUAAAUCGUUUUGUUUGAUAUAACUUUCUACCAACUGGAUUUAACGCUGAAGUAAUUGAAGAACAUGAAUUCCGCAAGAUUUGAAUACGAGGGGCAGAACGGGCGGCAUGAGCAGGUCACCUUCCUGGAUAACAAAGAGAAGAUGGCAUCGAAGAAGAAGACUGGAGUGAUAGUGGGAGUCCUCAUCGCUCUGCUUGUCUUGGCAGCCGUGACAGGAAUCCUCAUCUGGCUCUUUGUUAUCAAAGGCAGGGAGUCGGCGGCCACCAUCAGUAUGAAGCGUGUCCCAGCUCAGCGGGUGUAUAGCGGGCACAUGAAACUGGACAACGUGCCCUACAACCAGAAUCUGGAGGACCCCACCAGCACAGAGUUCCAAAAGCUGGCAGAUGACCUGGAAGAGAUACUUAAGAGCAACUACAAACAAGUUGAGUUCCUCUCCAAGUACUACACCACAUCUGUGGUGACUGCCUUCAGUGAGGGGGUGCUGGCCUACUACUGGACCCAGUUUGACAUCCCGGCAGCGGACCUGGAGAUACUGCCAGAGUUCUCUGAGGAGCGGGUCCUGGAGGUGCUGUGGAACGGCAUCAGGGAGCAGGGCAAACGCUCCGGCCAGAGCCUCCACAUCAGCCAAGUCACUGCCUCACGCACGGACCCCAGGAUGGCCAGAAACCCCAGAGCCGAUUACGAGUGUUUCUUCCGGUUGGAGGCUGACACUUUAGCUCAGAGCUUCCAGUCUCCAGGCUUUCCAGAUCAGUACCCGGCCCAGUCCCGCUGCCAGUGGCAGAUCAGAGCCCCGGAACAGAACGCCAUCUCAGUCCGCUUCUCCCACUUUCACAUAGAGGACGACUGCUCCGAUGACUUUGUGUCCAUAUAUGACUCCCUCAGCCCGGAUGAGUCCCAGGCCAUCACUCACAAGUGUGGUCAGAGGCCUCCCAGCAAUCCCCUGGAGGUGGUGUCGUCCAGUAACAUCAUGCUCAUCAACCUCAUCACUGACAGCGCUGUCCAGAGGCCCGGCUUCAGUGCAGAGUACUCAAUCAUCCCCCUAACAACAUCCAAAAGUUGUGGAGGAGUCCUGAGUGAUGCUCAGGGGAACUUCAGCUCUCCCCAUUACCCCAGCUUCUAUCCCCCAGCCCUGGACUGCAAGUGGACCAUCGAGGUCCCUGCAGGGAAGCAGGUACGUGUGAAGUUCACCAUGUUCCGUAUGAAGGAGCCGAGAGUGGACGUCAGGGUGUGUCACAAAGACUACGUAGAGGUCAUGGGCACCAAGUACUGUGGGGAGCUGUCUUCUCUGGCCCUUACCAGUACCACCAGCUCUCUGGCUGUGAUGUUCCACUCUGAUGAGUCCUUCACAGACAAAGGCUUCCAGGCUCAGUACAACGCAUAUGAUCCUUCCAACCCUUGCCCCAACCAGUUUGCCUGUGGCUCUGGGUUCUGUAUCAAGAAGGAGCUGCAUUGUGAUGGCUGGAAUGACUGUGGGGACAUGAGUGAUGAAAUGAACUGCAAAUGUGAAAAGGACCAGUUUGCCUGUGACAAUGGGAUGUGCAAGCCCAAGUACUGGGUGUGCGACCGUGUCAACGACUGCGGUGACGAGAGUGAUGAGAAGCACUGCAGCUGUGCUAAGAAUGAGUGGAGGUGUGGUGACGGGACCUGUUUGCCUCAGGAUGUGGUGUGUGACACUAAGAUGGACUGUGUAGACGGGAGUGACGAGGCUUCCUGUACCGUCUCUCCUGGUAUCUGCUCUGACUUCAGCUUUAAGUGUAAGAACGAGGCGUGUGUGAACAAGGUGAACGCUGAGUGUGACCGGGUCAAAGACUGCACCGACGAAUCAGAUGAGGAGGGCUGCGACUGUGGCAUCCGGCCAUACAAGCUUAACCGUAUUGUGGGCGGGGAGAAUGCGCAGCUGGGGGAGUGGCCCUGGCAGGUGAGCCUGCACUUCCAGACCCGUGGGCAUGUGUGUGGCGCGUCAAUCAUCUCCAACCGCUGGCUCCUGUCUGCCGCCCACUGCUUCAAGACCAUCAGCCCUGAAAACCACGUGGCCUCCAACUGGCAGACGUACAGUGGCAUGCAGGACCAGUAUAAGCAGGAUACUGUUCAGAGAAGCUCGGUGAAGACCAUUAUCACCCACCCAGACUACAACCAGAUGACCUAUGACUACGACAUCGCCCUGCUGGAGCUGAGCCAGCCGCUGGAGUUCACCAACACCAUCCACCCCAUCUGCCUACCCGCACGCUCCCACCUCUUCCCUGCUGGCAUGUCCUGUUGGGUUACAGGCUGGGGCACUCUCCGCGAAGGAGGUGCCAUAGCACGGCUGCUGCAGAAGGCAGAGGUGAAGAUCAUUAACGACACGGUGUGUAACGUGGUCACCGAGGGUCAGGUCACAUCCAGGAUGCUCUGCUCCGGCUUCCUGUCUGGAGGGGUUGACGCCUGUCAGGGAGACUCUGGGGGUCCCCUGGUGUGCUUCGAGGAAAGUGGGAUGUGGUUCCAGGCAGGCAUCGUGAGCUGGGGUGAGGGCUGCGCUCGUCGGAACAAGCCCGGCGUCUACUCGCGUGUCACCAAGCUGAGAGACUGGAUCCGCAAGAACACGGGGGUUUGAUGAUGGAACAUGGGGGAGGGGGAGGGACAGCGGGUAGACAGUUUGGGGGUCUGACAGAACAAGACAAAAAAUAAGGAAUAUGGAACAUUGAGUCUGAUUGAGGACGAGUCCCCCCAUGAUGACCAGAGCUAUCCAUCCAUCUAGCCAGCCUCAACCAGCCUCCGACACCCACUGAGGGCCUGCAUGGGGCUAGCUACUGCUCAGAUGAAUGAUUUCAAAUGGGUUUUGGAUUAGAUUUUUCAAUGUUUUUAUGCUGUACUGAUGCAACCCUGGUUCUCAAAGCCUCCGAGAAGCAGCAAGACUCCUGCACCUCCAUCAAUCAUGUCAUGUUCCACUGGUUUGAUUAAUAUUCACCCAGUGUAAAUAAUGGAAGAUGUAUAUUUUGAAGAUGCACUUUGUUUUUAAGUGGUACAGUAUUUGCCAAAUCUCAGCCAUUGCUAUGAUGUGAGAUCACAUCUUCUGUUAGACAGACAGACAUACCAAAUGAACUGAGGGAAUUAGAAUUGGAACAGAAGUAGAAUAGAAUAGUUGGUUGUAUUUUUACAAUGUAUUUCUUUACCAGCUGUUUUCACCUGCCAAUUUUCACUUAAAGUGCCUUGACAAGAACAUGGAAUGUUUUAUAAGUCAGUGUGAUACCGGUGAUAUUAGUAAUUCCACAUUUUGUUACAGCCUGAAUUAAAAAGGGAUUAAAUAUAAACUAAAAUCACCCAUCUAUACACAAUACCCCAUGAUGACAACGUGAAAACCUAUUUUUAGAAAUGUUUGUACAGAAAUAUCUCAUUUACAUAUGUAUAUUCACCCCCCUGAGUAAAUUCAUGUUAUAAUCACCUUCGGUAGGGAUUACAACUGCGAGUCUUUCUUGGUAAGUCCCUAAUGAGGUUUCCACAUCUGUAUUGUACAAUAUUUGCACAUUAUUCUUUUCAAAAUUCUUCAAGCUCUUUCAAGUUGGUUGUUGAUCAUUACUGGACAGCCAUUUUCAAGUCUUGCCAUAGGUUUUCAAGUCUAUUUUAAUUUAAAACUGUCACUAAGCCUCUCAGGAAUAUUCAAUGUCAUCUUGGUAAGCAACUCCAGUGUAUAUUUGGUCUUGUGUUUUAGGUUAUUGUCCUGCUGAAAGGUGAAUUUGUCUCCCAGUGUCUGUUGGAAAGCAGACUGAAGCAGGUUAUCCUCUAGGAUUUUGACUAGCUCUCUUCCAUUUUGUGUCCCCCAAAAAAAACUCUUAAGCUCUAUCCAAAUGACAAGCAUACCCAUGAUGCUUGAAAAUAUGAAGUGUUACUCAGUGUUGUUGGAUUUGCCCCAAACAUAACUCUUUGUAUUCAGGAUAUACAUUACCAUUCAAAAGUUUUGGGUCACUUAGAAAUGUCCUUGUUUUUGAAAGAAAAGCACUUUUUUUUUGUCCAUUUAAAAUGGCAUCAAAUUGAUCAGAAACAGUGUGGACAUUGUUAAUGUUGUAAAUUACUAUUGAAGUUGGAAAGGCAGAUUUUUUUAUGGCCAGCAUCCCUGUUAACGUUUAGACUGGUGUUUUGCGUGUACUAUUAAAUUAAGCUGCCAGUUGAGGACUUGUGAGGUGUUUUUCUCAAACUAGAGAACUUGUCCUCUUGCUCAGUUGUGCACUAGGGCCUCCCACUCUUUCUAUUCUGGUUAGAUCCAGUUUGCGCAGUUCUGUGAAGGGAGUAGUACACAGCAUUGCACGAGAUCUUCAGUUUCUUGACAAUUUCUCGCAUGGAAUAGCCUUCAUUUUCCAGAACAAGAAUCGACUGGCGAAUUUCAGAAGAAAGUGAUUUGUUUCUGGCCAUUUUGAGCCUGUAAUCGAACCCACAAAUGUUUAUGCUCCAGAUACUCAACUAGUCUAAAGAAGGCCAGUUUAUUCUUUAAUGAGCACAACAGUUUUCAGCUGUGCUAACAUAAUUGCAAAGGGGCUUUAUAAUGAUCAAUUAGCUUUUAUAAAAUUAAACUUGUAUUAGCUAACACAACGUGCCAUUGGAACACAGGAGGGAUGGUUGCUGAUAAUGAGCCACUGUACUGUAUGCCUAUGUAGAUAUUCCAUAAAAAAUCAGCCGUUUCCAGCUACCAUAGUCAUUUACAACAUUAACAAUGUCUACACUGUAUUUCUGAUCAAUUUGAUGUUACUUUAAUGAGCAAAAAAAUGUGCUUUUCUUUCGCAGACAAGGACAUUUCCUAGUGACCCCAAACCUUUGAACGGUAGUGUGCAUUUAAUUUCUUUGACACAUUUUUUUUGCAGUUUUACUUUAGUGCCUUAUUGCAAAUGGGAUGCAUGUUUUCUAAUAUUUUGUAGUAUUUUUAUUCUGUACAGGCUUUCUUCUUUUCAGUCUGUCAUUUAGGUUAGUAUUGUGGAGUAACUACAAUGUUGGUGAGCCAUCCUCAGUUUUCUCCUGUCAUAGCCAUUAAACUCUAACCAUUUUAAAGUCA
Messenger RNA from Oncorhynchus nerka (sockeye salmon), 5307 nucleotides. It is a transcript of the gene st14, whose product is annotated as ST14 transmembrane serine protease matriptase. The transcript is spliced from 19 exons. Gene Ontology annotation, molecular function: protein binding; serine-type endopeptidase activity. NCBI's taxonomy places the organism in Eukaryota, Metazoa, Chordata, Actinopteri, Salmoniformes, Salmonidae. The coding region runs from base 355 to 2880 and encodes 841 amino acids. Gene Ontology annotation, biological process: acrosome reaction; proteolysis. The record is from RefSeq and is a predicted model, not a curated record.